Camellia sinensis is the source of this 896-nucleotide messenger RNA. NCBI's taxonomy places the organism in Eukaryota, Viridiplantae, Streptophyta, Magnoliopsida, Ericales, Theaceae. The record is from RefSeq and is a predicted model, not a curated record.
UUAAAAAAAUCAAUUCCAGACACAACCUACAUAGUGGAGUCCGUCUGGGCGAUUAUAUAUAAACACCAUUGUCCUAAGUAAAGAACUUAGAAGACACAGAUAUUGGCUAACUUUGUUUGGAAACCCACAAUGGAGUGUCCAUCACAGUUACACUAGUAAUUUCAGCACACAAUUCUGUAUACAAAUGGCGAACCAAGUUCUACUUAAACAAAUCGACAAGGGUUCAAAUUUUGUGUUAUCUCCUUUGUCUUUCCAUUUUAUGCUGAGCUUGAUCGCCUCAGGAUCAACAGGACGUACUUUGAAACAACUUCUUUCGUAUUUGGGAUCAAAAAGUAUUGGCGAUCUCAAUUUUAUGUCUUCACAGUUUAUCCCUCUUACAUCGAUGAUGUCCAAUGUAAAAGGCGGCAAGAACAAGAACAACCAAAUUUCAAGUCCAUCUAUAUCGUUUGCCAAUGGUUUGUGGAUUGAUCGACGUUUCAGUUUGAGUCCUUCUUAUGAAAGGAUUUUGAAAGCUUCUUAUGAUGCCAAAGCCAACGAGGUUGACUUUGCAAACAAGAUGUUCAACAUCAACAUCUAUUGGUACUGGUGGAGAUAGGGGAUGAAACCAUUGAGAUUAGAUUUAGAAGCAAAAAAUGUAAUUGUGGUGUAAUUGCAGUACUUUGGAUGACAGAGUCCGAGACGUCAAACAAAGGAAGACCUUAUUAGGCAUGGUGUAAUUCCAUAACAAUCAAACAUAGAGAUUUAUGGCUACCAACACUCAUGAAGUAAAGAACAAUCCAUUGAGUUUGAAUAUUGAAGGAAUUAAAUGUAAUAUUAAUAUCGUAAAAAUGUUGAUUUAGCACACUCUUGUAUUUUGUGUUGCAGUGCCAAUAAAAUGAGUAUUGGAGAAUAUGACU